Molecule: messenger RNA, 933 nt
Organism: Cyclocybe aegerita
Lineage: Eukaryota; Fungi; Basidiomycota; Agaricomycetes; Agaricales; Hemipholiotaceae
Source: the annotation of a GenBank genome assembly
AUGUCGUUGACGGUGGUACUAGUUGUGGGUUGGGCGCUGUGGACGGACAACCGUAACGGGUUUCAUUUAGCACGGCGACACGUGAUACACUUUCUCAUGGCGACAUCCACCACCGCGUCGGUCGCGCUGCCCACCGUCACGCACCUCUUCGACGACUUCAGAGCCGACCUCGACGACCAUAAUGACAGGAGGGAACGCCUAAUAAAGGCCAGUCGCGAUAUCACGAAUUUAUCUAAGAAGACCAUCUUUCUCCUCCAUCGCCUUGCCCUUGAACAGCCAGCAGCCGAUGACCAAAAUCCUGGAAAGCGAGCCGCACAACAAGGCUAUGAGAAACUGCGCGAAGUGCAGAACAUCUACUCCAAACUCCAAUCUGAGCUCGUGGGCGAUAGGUUCUGGAGAUACCAGAGGCAGGUUUCUCCAGGACUUCAAGAAUACAUCGAAGCCCUGAGUUUCGCGCACUAUCUUGAACAUGGAACUCUUAUUCCCUUCGAUGAGGUGCAGAAAACGCUCAUGGAUUCGGAGGGUGUCGAGCAGUACGUCCCGCUGUCAGUGUCGGACUACCUUCUUGGACUGUCUGAUCUCACUGGCGAGCUCAUGCGUUUCGCUAUCUCGGGCAUCUCGCGACGGGGCGGCCGCGCGAAAGCGGUCGAGGUAUGCGCCUUUGUGAGAGGGUGUAAGGCAGAUUUUGAACGAAUGUCACCGUACAUCCGAGAUUUGCGCAAAAAGCAAAUAGUCACGGCUCAGUCGCUCGAGAAGAUUGAAGACGCUGCCUACGCGAUUGCGGUCCGAAGUUCAGAGUAUGAUUUACCGCCCGAAUUGCUUGACGAUAUUGUGGCACAAUCGAUCUCCAACUAUGGUGGGGUGCUACGCCAAUCGGCUGGUCACAGAAAGACGGGCGAUCUAAGCGAUGACGAAGACGGGGACAUGAUGUGA